Molecule: messenger RNA, 1344 nt
Organism: Cetraspora pellucida
Lineage: Eukaryota; Fungi; Glomeromycota; Glomeromycetes; Diversisporales; Gigasporaceae
Source: the annotation of a GenBank genome assembly
AUGAAUUCUGUACGGUUGCUAGCAUUAACAUUACCCAUUAUAACAAUUCUGCUAAUAUUUGUAAAUGCAACUCCAGCCUAUCUUCCAGGGGAACGAAGUGGUCAUACUGCAUGCUUGGUAGACAGUAAACUAUACUUUCUAGGUGGCAAAAACAAAUAUGGCCAACUAACAAACGAUUUUUUUUACCUUGAUGUUUCAAAACCAUUUUUAAUUUCAAAUUUUACUUUUCUCCCUUUUCAUGACCUUUCUUACCUUUCUUCAAUUCUUCCUCCACACCAAAGAGGUACUGCCUCUCUGUGUGAUAUGUCUAUUUAUUUCUUUGGGGGUGAACGUGAUCAUUCAACAAAACAAAUUUCGUUAAUUUAUGCUUUCAAUGCUGUCACUCAACAAUGGUCUCAUCCAAAAAUCAAGGGUAAUGAGCCAAACAUAAGAAAACAAUUGGCCUCAACUUGCGAUUCCAAAGGACAGAUGUACCUAUAUGCUGGAUUAAAUGAUAUUGAUAUGGGAUCACCGUUGAAAAUUUAUAAUAAUAUUGAUAUCUUAGAUACUGUAAAUUUGAUUUGGAAUACUUCUACUGAAAAUGUCUUUGCACUUUCUCCCGAAUUUAACAAUGGAUUUUCUGCUACCAUGUUGGAGAAUGGUAUAAUUGUUUACAUUGGUGGAUGGAAUAAUGAUGGAUAUCACGAUAUGAGUAAGAUCAUGCUAUAUAAUACAAAUACAGCUUCAUGGUCUUUUAUGAAAGCAAAUGGUCAAAUUCCUGGAAAACGUGCUAUGCAUACAUCAGUUCUUACUAAGGACGAUCGAAUUCUAAUUUGGGGUGGUGAAAAUGGCGGAUUGCCGGCAGAACCUCAAUUAGCGGUAUUGGACACGCAAUUCAGAUGGUCGAUCCCUGACGUAACUGGUGUAAAGAAUUCAAUUGAGAGCUUACCUUAUUAUGCUCAUACUGCUUCUAUGAUUGACGAUUACAUGAUUAUUGCUUUUGGCUUAACAUAUGAUAAUUUACAUAAUUUGGAAAUUCCUAGCAAUCUUAUAUUUUUGUUAUACACACCAAAUAAAUAUCAUUAUGAAUGGAUUUCUGUUUUUAUUCCAUCUAUUCUUCCUGAUAAUGCCUCAGCAUACUUUGAUCUUCCAGAGGCACCACCUCCAAUUUCACCAGAUGAUCCAAUAGACAGACCUAUAAUUGCGACUGACAUAUUGAUUGUUAUAAUAUUAUUAGUUGGUGCAAUUAUUGGAUUUGCUGGAUGGCAUUUAUACAAAUAUUACACCGAAAAUAGAGGUAGAGCUGGGUAUUCUUUGUUACCAACUAAUGAUUUUUGGACUAAUGGGUUUUGGGAUGGUGAAUAA